Molecule: messenger RNA, 695 nt
Organism: Rhincodon typus (whale shark)
Lineage: Eukaryota; Metazoa; Chordata; Chondrichthyes; Orectolobiformes; Rhincodontidae
Gene: ndufv2
Product: NADH:ubiquinone oxidoreductase core subunit V2
Exons: 5
Biological process (GO): mitochondrial electron transport, NADH to ubiquinone
Molecular function (GO): NADH dehydrogenase activity
Source: RefSeq, a predicted model, not a curated record
UUACAGCGGCUCGAUGUUAUUCUCAGUAGUUAUCCAGAAGGGCACAAAUCAGCUGCUGUAAUCCCACUGCUAGAUCUGGCUCAGAGACAACAUGGUUGGCUACCUAUCUCUGCCAUGAACAAGGUUGCCGAGCUUCUGAAUAUGCCUUGUAUGAGGGUAUAUGAAGUAGCAACGUUUUACACGAUGUUUAACCGCAAGCCAAUGGGAAAGUACCAUAUUCAGAUCUGCACGACCACACCAUGUAUGCUCCGAGAGUCUGAUAGUAUUGUAGAAUGUGUCACAAAAAAACUUGGUAUCUCUAUUGGGGAAACUACACCUGACAAGCUUUUCACUGUCACGGAGGUGGAAUGUCUGGGCGCCUGUGUGAAUGCACCAAUGGUGCAAAUUAAUGACAAUUAUUAUGAAGACCUAACAGCAAAAGAUAUGGAAGAAAUAAUUGAUGAAUUAAAAGCUGGCAAAAUUCCCAAACCUGGACCAAGGAGUGGACGUUUUUCUUGUGAGCCUGCUAAAGGUUUAACUUCACUAUUAGAACCACCCAAGGGACCAGGUUUUGGAAUUCAACCAGGCCUUUAACCAGCUACGUGCAUCUACAAGAUCGGUUAUGUAUUGAACUUGUGUAGAUCUCAUUGUAUGCGCAUUAUAAAUGUAUAUAAAAGUUUUCAUUCCACCAUAAAACAUGAAUCUGUUGGUUUUCA